Haliotis rufescens (red abalone) is the source of this 4812-nucleotide messenger RNA. RefSeq lists its product as uncharacterized. The coding region runs from base 350 to 1387 and encodes 345 amino acids. The record is from RefSeq and is a predicted model, not a curated record. Gene Ontology annotation, molecular function: protein binding. The transcript is spliced from 4 exons. NCBI's taxonomy places the organism in Eukaryota, Metazoa, Mollusca, Gastropoda, Lepetellida, Haliotidae.
UACAGUCCUUCCUGGAAAUUGUAUCCUUCCUGGAAAUUGUAUCACGUGAAUUUGCGUCAUAUGGGCCAUUCCAUUGCUGGAAAGGUUAAUGGAGUGGAGUAUUUUAUUCCGGUUGAAUAAGAACAAGAAAAAUAUUAAUGACUACCUCAGAUGCCAUGCUGCGACACUUAUUUCAUAUAUACUUGAUGUUUCGUAUGUAUUGAUUGAUGCUAUGAUAAUAUACCUCAAUGUUUGCAGGUUCUUACCCUUUCUACUGACGUCCCUAUCGUGUCGUCCAUGUGGGAUGUGCCUAUGUUGAUGGAAAUUAUUUGUUGUUUACCCUGACAUAAGGUUUCUAUUUGCUGUGGAAAUGAAGUGCCAAAUGUGCAAAACUGUCAAGUUGUCAAAUGAAUUUCCUCCCAGGAAGAUAACAGAAAAUUGCAGACAUCCAAGACUGCACUGCAUGAGGUGUGUUGUGGCAUAUGUGCAUCAACAUGAGGCCUGUCCUCAUCCAGAUUGUGGAGAGACAAUUGCCACCGAUAGUCAAAUGAUGGAGAUCCUACAACACACCCUGAAAGAAAUGUUCAGAGUAUAUGAUUCGUCAUACACCCCACAUGUCGUUUCUCAAGGUGCAAGUGAAGGUGUCAUACAGGUCACAGUCUUAAAUGGCGAGUCCAUGACCUUGCCUUUCAAACCCAACAUGACCAUUCUUCAGAUGAAGGAAGAAAUUAAGAAUAAGCUUGGGCAUGAGGUCCAGAAACAGAAGCUGCUGUAUAACGUAACAGAGUUGAAGGUAUAUGGGGACUCAGGACAACGAAUGCGACUGAUUGACUAUUCUGUGGAACCAAAUUCUGUCAUACAUUUGGUGAUACUGAUGUUUGCUAUUCCUGAAGGUUUUGACCAUGUUGUGUUUGACCUGUAUUGGGGUUACCCACAGAACAGAGGACGGGACUACCUGGAUGCAAGCUGCCUUCAGUUCAGUGGCCAGGCGAUUCAGCAUGUAGUUGACUAUGGACGAACACAAAAUGAAAAUGGAUCAAUCAGGCAUUCUGGUGAUAUAAUGAAUGAUAUCCAAAGAAUAGGGCAUCACACAAUUCAUGUGUACUUAAGAAAGAUACCUGCCAAUAUCACACAUCUCUUCUUCACCCUAAGUGCAUGGAAUUCUCCAAACAUCGCACAAUACCCAAACCCUAGUUUGAGUUUCUAUCAGGCACAAGAACCACACAAUGACCUAUGCAAAACUAGCUUUACCCAUGCCAAGUAUAGCCAGGCUGUCAUCAUGUGCUCAGUAUCUAGGUCAGCAAGUGGCUGGACAAUAUAUGAAUCUGGAAAACUUUCAGCUGGAAAUGCAAAAAACUACAAUCCUCUUAUCAGCACUGUUAGAUCUUUAAUUUCACAAGGUUACUAACCGAAGAAUGUUUCACCUUCUGCAAAAUGUACAAUAGUAAACUUGGUCAUGAUUUGUAGUUUUUAUGGGUAUAUGCGUAUGAUGCAUUUUGAUUGAUUUAUGUUUCGCUAAACCAAAAUAUGAACUCUUGUUAGUAUGGCAGUUAUGUUAAGUUAAGUCCAAGUCAGCAGUUUGGUACUUCGAUAAUGAAACAAUAUAUAUCUUAAGUGUAACCAAGCACAAAACAUUGACAGCACUGUUUUCAUGUAUUGCAGGGGGAAAAGUUCAUUAGCAGAAGUAUAUUUUGUUUAGACACUUUGUUGUUUAUCAGUAAGAUUCAUAUUUGCAGUCACUGUGUUUACCUGUAUUGUCACAAUAAAGUCGAGGUAUCCCUAUGGCAGUAAAAUAACAAUGCUAUACCAUUGGAAUACUUUGUCAAGCGUCCAUCAGUACUGAAGUGUUGUUGAAAGUACUUAGAUAGUGAAGGCUAGAGUUAUUCCAAGGACGGAAAAGACCAAGUUCAUUUUAGAAAUGGGCAGUUAGUAUACAAUUUAUGAAUCUGUGCAUGAGCUCUUGCACAUGAUUAGGUUAGAAAUGUUGUUGUUUUUGUGUUGAAUGUUUGUAUAUAUACAAAUUGAUCUUAUCAUCAUAAGAGGAUAUAUUCCCUGGUGAUUUUAGCAAAUAUGGUCAUUUUGAAUAGUUGUUUUCUUUGGAUGACCUGUUCACUACAGAAUCAGUCUGCCUAUAUCUAUGAAAUGAAAUGAAACGGUCUGAUACUCAGAAAGUGAUCCACGAGUGAACAGGACUGUUUCCUAUUUCACCUGUGAUAGGAGAUAAACUGGUCCAUACUGAGACAACAAAACAAUGUAGGCACAAUGAGAAACACUUGUUUAAAUGAAGUAAAACCAUAAAACAUAAUGAAAAUCACGGAUAUGUUAUAUUUAUAAUAUAACACAGAAGAAAAAUAUAACAAUAGUUUUGGCAAUUCUUUUACAUUCAAUCAAUUAUCCACAUGUAAAUUAUUGUCCAAAUUUGAUAAGGUGACCAGUGGCAUCUAGGAACUGCAUGGAUGUCUUUCUUUCGGAGUCGCGAUGGUCCUUCAGUCCAGUUCCCUGAACACACGGUUUCGGAUUUGGGGAAGGGCUCCGAGAACCAGUUGGGCACGCUGUGCCCUGUUCACUGCUUCCAGGUUCUUUACUGAGUUACGAACAGGAAGCUGUUGGGAUGUUUGUUUUAUACGUUUCAAUGUGAUGGGAUUGAAAUAAAGGAAGUGAUAUAGAUUGACACAUUGGACUCAGUCUAAUGUUAAUUACAUUGAUCUCUAAAAGAAAAUAUAAAAGUUAAUACAGUCAUAUAUGUAUCAACACCUCUGUUCAGCUCAAGAACUGGUUUGUAUGAACAACAAUGGAUUCGAACUUAAAUUGCAUUGAUUUCAAAAAUAGUUAAUUGAUAUGACUGGUUCUAUAUUAUUUUGUUGUUGUUUAUACAAUAAUAAGUAAUAAUUCCUCUACUCAGUAACAUGUAAUAGCUUUGUUUGUUUGUUGUUUAACGCUGCAUUCAGCAAUAUUCCAGUGAUUGACAUUAUGAGCAUCGAUCAACGCUCAAUUGGGAUACGAUGACAUUCAUCAACCAAGUUAUCUAGUCUGCCCACUCGAUUCCCUUAGUUGCCUCUUACGACAAGCAUAGUCGCCUUUACAGCAAGCAUGGGUUGCACUGAAGACUAUUCUACUCCGGAUCAUCACAAGUACCCGGUUUAGUGACCCUUAUCACGGUCACCCACCGGGGGACCCUUCUGACCCGGAUAAGGCUUUGUCUAGUAAUCAACUGGUAAUUAUUCCUUAUAUGGUGAACAAUUUAACAACGUAAACUGUAAAGAAAACUGUUGAUAGUCCUAUCAAUGAGUGAGUGAGUAUAGUUUAAUGCCGCUUUUAGGAAUAAUCCAGCAAUAUCACGUUGGGGGACACCAGAAAAGGGCUUCAGACAUUUUGCCCAUGUGGGGAAUCAAACCGAGUUCUUCUGUGUGACAAGCAAAUGCUUUAACCACAAGGCUACCCGACCGCCCUAUCAGGUGCCUGAAGGGUUGAACUUGAAAUGAAUAAUCAGUCAAGUUCUUAUCACUUCCUGUUUUAACAUGUUUAUUCAUGCAUAAUUGAAUACAAACGUGUAAUAACCUGCAGAGUUAUACGUGACUUAAGUUGCAAUACAAUGUUUUUGCCAUUAUACAGCCCUCAUAUGCACUUUAUACACCAAAUGCAUGAUAAUUGUGUGAAGCUCACCCUAACACCCUAAAGCUCACCCCCGCCCCCACAUGAAUGAGUAAGUGAAUGUUACUGAAACAUGAUCAGGAAAAACAAGUGACUGAAAGGAUGAGCAAUGAUACACUGAAAUCGGGUAUGAUGACAUGCUAUAAUCCCAGUCACAGUCUGAUCAGCCAGUAUGGACCUGUUCUAACCAGCAGUCAUCACAGAGAAAGUUGGAAGUAUAUUUCCUCUCAUAAGAAUUACAGCUGACUGAUUACCUUUCUUGAAGUAUCUUUAACAACACUACUUAAAACCAAAUAGGCUAUCCGACUGCCCCAAAAGGUAUGGAAGUAUAUUUUGACCAAAUAUGUUAUGGCACAUGAUAUCCAUAGUUCAUAGUUUAGGUCCAAUCCAUAUUUUUCUCUAUUCAAUUAUUAGUUUCUUGUACCACAUACAACAUAAAACGUCAAUACCAGAGAACAAUCAAACUUGAUUGUCUGCUGAAACAGUUUCCAUUUGGUGUGAAAGGCAAAACAGUGGCGGAAUUAUAAUGAAUGGAACACCAAACAUCAGUGAUAACACUGGCCAGUGGCAAAAAGGGUAGGCAUGUCCUGCUCUACCAGUAGCACCCACCACUUGCACAAUUUGACUAAUAAUCUCCAAUUUAUUCACUCAGGUCUACUUACUUGUACAAUAUAUGUUCAUUAAUCUGAACAACUAGUAUUUGCUAAUAGUUUGGCAAUGCCUGCAAGUUCAAAUGUUUAUUUGAACACAUCAUAAUUUAGAUAUUCUCUAUGUAAUACUCGUCACCAUAUUGCUGAAAUAUUGCCAAUGUGAUGUAAAACAUUUACUCACUCACUCACUCACUUUUUGUAAUACUGUUGUGAAUAGAUUAUGUCAGUCAUAUUUACUUUAUUAUGUUGUUUUACGUUGGAAUAUGUAUCAUGGUUAACAAAUACUGUAUCUUGUGUGAAUGCCUACUCCUGUAAUGCAAGUGUCAAUGUUUUUUAUUUGAUUACUAUUCAAUCAUAUGCAAAUUGUUGUAGGCAUAUGAUGAUUGCACUAUGUACUCAUCAAUCUUUAUCAAUCCUUGUAAAUAACUUUAUGUCACGCUCGAUGUUCUUUGUUCAUAUAUCCAUGUAUAUCUACAACUGAUUGUUAAUGUUAACUGACUCUGUAGCUGACUAAUAAACUCCUGUAUAUUUA